Brassica napus (rape) is the source of this 2013-nucleotide messenger RNA. Its product is annotated as arginine decarboxylase 2-like. Gene Ontology annotation, biological process: L-arginine catabolic process; spermidine biosynthetic process. The record is from RefSeq and is a predicted model, not a curated record. Gene Ontology annotation, molecular function: arginine decarboxylase activity. Bases 86 to 1180 code for a protein of 364 amino acids. The transcript has 2 exons. Lineage: Eukaryota; Viridiplantae; Streptophyta; Magnoliopsida; Brassicales; Brassicaceae.
AUUUUUCUUCUGAAACGGUCAUCGCGGCGGCGAUAGAUAUACCUUCCGCCUCGUCGGCUCUUAACCUUUCAAUCUCUCUCUAGAGAUGCGUGCUGUAGCGUGCGUCGAUACUGGUUACGUUUUCUCCGACGAUGGCUCUCUCCCCACCGUCGCUGACGCGUUUAUCCCGGCCUCACCAACUUCUUCUCGUUGGAGUCCCUCUCUCUCGGCCUCUCUUUAUCGUAUCGACGGUUGGGGAGCUCCUUACUUCGCCGCCAACUCUUCCGGUAACAUCUCCGUUCGUCCUCAUGGCGAUGAGACUCUGCCUCACCAAGACAUCGACCUGAUGAAAGUCGUUAAGAACGUAAUGGUUCCCAAAUCCUCCGGUGGUUUAGGGUUGCAGCUCCCUCUCAUCGUGCGGUUCCCUGACGUGUUGAAGAACAGGCUCGAGUGUCUCCAGUCCGCGUUCGAUUCCGCGGUUAAGAGUCAAGGGUACGGUUCUCAUUACCAGGGCGUUUUUCCGGUUAAAUGCAACCAGGACCGGUUCAUUGUGGAGGAUAUCGUGAAUUUCGGUUCUCCUUUCCGGUUUGGUUUGGAAGCUGGUUCUAAACCGGAGAUCCUUCUAGCUAUGAGCUGCUUGUGUAAAGGCAACCCCGACGCCUUUCUCGUCUGUAACGGCUUCAAAGACGCUGAGUAUGUUUCAUUGGCUCUCCUCGGGAGAAAGCUUGCGUUCAACACUAUGAUUGUUCUCGAGCAAGAACAUGAGCUUGAUCUUGUUAUCAACCUUAGCCAGAAGAUGAACGUGAGGCCUCUCAUUGGUCUACGAGCUAAGCUGAGAACCAAACAAUCUAAUCAUUACGGCUCAUAUUCAGGUGAAAAGGGCAAGUUUGGAUUGACUAGUACUCAGAUUGUUAGUGUCGUGGCGAAGCUUAGCGAGUCUGGUAUGCUUGACUGUCUCCAGCUCUUGCAUUUUCACAUUGGCUCAAUGAUUCCAUCGUCUUCGUUGCUAUCUCAAGGUGUCUCCGAAGCUGCUCAGAUUUACUGUGAGCUUGUGCGUCUUGGCGCACAUAUGAAAAUUAUUGAUGUUGGUGGUGGUUUGGGGAUAGACUACGACGGGUCUAAGUCUGGAGAACCUGAUCAGUCUGUUACUUAUACACUAGAGGAGUAUGCUGAAGCUGUUGUAGCUUCCAUCAGGCUAUAGGCGGGUCUGAUCCGGUUCAGACUUACAACAUGAACCUAUCGAUUUUCACUUCGACCCCUGACCAUGGGACAGCUGUUUCCUAUCGUUCCUAUCCAUAAGCUCGACCAAAAGCCCGGGGCUCGUGGGGUCUUGUCUGAUUUAACGUGUGACAGUGAUGGGAAGAUCGUUAAGUUCAUAGGCGGCGAGUCUAGCUUGCCGUUGCACGAGAUAGACAGUUAUGGAGGUGGAGGAAGGUACUUAUUGGGUCUAUUCCUUGGAGGGUCUUAUGAGGAGACUAUGGGUGGAGUCCAUAAUCUAUUUGGCGGGCCAAGCGUUGUCCGUGUCUCGCAGAGCGAUGGACCACAUAGCUUUGUAGUGACCAGAGCCGUGUCUGCCCAGUCCUCUUCUGAUGUUCUCUUAGCAGUGCAGCAUGAGCCCGAGAUAAUGCUUCAGACACUAAAGCACCGAGCAGAGGAAGUGAUGCAUACCAAAGGAAGUGGUGAAGAAGAUGAGAAUGAGUACAAGAACGUGGCUGCUUGUCUCGACCGUUCGUUCCACAACAUGCCGUAUCUCGCGACCGAGGAGGGCAUCAGUGAGUAACCAACCACUCUCUUUCAGCUGCGAUCAAUAACUUUGGCUUUUAGCACUUCGACGAUGACGGCUUUGACUACCUAUGAGUGUGAGAAAGGUGGACGUUUAGUUUGUUUUUGCAGUUUAAUUUUCAUUUUAAGUUUCUUCAAUAAAUUAUUGGAAUAAUCAAAUGACGAGAUCCAUCGUUGUAUUUGUUUGAAUUGUAAAAUUCAGAUUUUUUUUAUCUUAUUUUAUUUAUCAAAAACAUCAACAUUAAAUAUAAA